UAUGUCGAACGACAUCACGUGAUCUCAAUCCGCGGCGCCGAGAGCUAACGGUCGAUCGAGAAUAUCCGAGGUCGAUGCAUCUUCUAUUCAUUCUUGCUAUUCUUGUACCUGUGCUUGCUGAAUCUUCGAAUCCCUGACGGACUCAACGGACGUACCAAGAUGGAUCCUCACGCUCAGGAGAACCGGUCGGCUACGGUCGAAGAGGUUGACGUGGAUAUCGGUUUUCAGCCUCGGACGGAGGAACCUCGACUAGCCGCCCCUCUCGCUAGUAACAUCUUCAGAGAUGCUAGGGAGCCAGUGUUUCGAAGAGAGACGCAGGGUGAAGAGGUGAGACAAUGGCAGGAAGAAGAGUUCCAGCGCAAGCUGCGCGGGGAAUAUGAAGAGAUGCAACGGAGGUUGCAUGAGGUCGUCGAAACCUCUAUGGACCACCCGUUACACAUCUCGUCCAUCAGGAUCCCAAACCCACCUCGAGUCACGAGACCAGGAUUCCUUAACUCUCUUAUUAGCCCUUUCAUCUCGAAACCUUCUACCUCGCCGCUCUCGAUUCCCUGGCUGAACCCGGCAACUACUAGCGGGGCUCCUAAUCCACCUCAGACGUUACACGAGAUCCUCUUGACCACCAAAGCCAUGGCCGCUCAUCUGAGGGGUUUCGACAUCUUCCAUGACGAUGUCGACGUCAAGUUCCAGCCUGCUGAAGGUGGGGCUGUUGGGGAUGUAGAUCUCGUGCUGGGUGUGAGAGAGAAGGGCAGGCUGUUCUUGAAGGGAGGUACCGAGAUUGGUGGGGGAGAAGGUGGUGCUAACGCCACUGCUCGUCUGCGAAACGUCUUCGGGGGUGCCGAGACGGUUGAGUUUAACGCGACGUAUGGAACGAAGACGAAAUCUGCCUAUCAGCUCGCGUUAUCGACACCUUUGCUCGCUUCGCCUUUGCUCAACUUGUCCUUGUCAGCCUUCUCUCUUGAUCGGGAUAACACGGCUUUUGCCGCCCACCGAGAACGAUCAGAGGGGGGUCGAGCUAAGAUUAGUGCUAGAGCGCCUUGGGGGACUCACGACCUGAUAUACGAGUUCAUCAACAGAGAGAUCGGAAACCUUACUCCCAAAGCAUCCAUCUCCAUUCGAGAACUAGCUUACCCCUCGACCAAAGCCAGUCUUGUGCAUACCUACACCCGCGAUACGAGAGAUGAUGCUUGGACGGGGUCAAGAGGAUCUUUGGUGAAAGUAUCACAUGAAUUCGCGGGCCUCCCAUGUAGCUCGCCAUCGGCAAAUUUCUUCAAAAGUACCGCUCAGACCCAGUUGUCGAGGAUGAUCUGGCCGGGCUCCGGUUGGCAUUACUCCAUUGCAUCCCUCUUGACCAUCUCCGUGCCACUCUCCCCUUCGGGCAAGACCGCUUUGCCUGACAGGGUCUUCUUGGGAGGCCCCAACAGCGUACGGGGAUGGAGGAUUGGUGGUAUGGGACUGCGGGAUGGUCACGACUCCCUUGGAGGUGAUCUGGCGUUCGCUACGGGAUUGUCCGUAUAUGCGCCGUUCCCCGCCAAACCUGAAUGGCCCGUCAAGCUGCAUGGAUUUAUCAACACUGGCCGCGUCACCGCAUGGGACUGUCAGCGAACAUUCGGAAACAACGUGAACAAGCUGUUCUCAUCACCGAACCUGAGUGCAGGAUUCGGGCUGCUCUACAGGCUGGAUCCUAUCAGGAUCGAGGUCAAUCUAGCCCUCCCGCUUGUUGGCCGUAAGGGAGAAGGAUGGGCAAGAGGUCUAGGAGUAGGAAUCGGGCUCGAAUUCUUGUAGUUCGCGCGACACACCGUCAAAUUCACCAUGAAGCAUAAGGCUUCGGCCCCAGAUCGACUAGCUGAGUGAGAUAGUCUCGAGAGGAUCCCGUGAAUCAGCCACCGAGAAGCAUCGUUUGCCAUAGGGGCCACCUUGCCUACGGUCAGGGCCGCGAAGUCGGUCGCUUUUGUUGAAGUCUUUCCAUUCGGAUCGACCAAUCAUUUCUGUUUUUCGGAUGAGAUAUAGCGAGGGUGCAAGCGACGCCGUAUACCUUGAUAUUCUACUAUCCCCGGAGAGCGCCACCAACAGGCUCUGCCUACCGGCCGCUCUUUGCAAAUCAUGACGGCAGCCGGAUGCCUUUUCUUGAGACCCG
Molecule: messenger RNA, 2134 nt
Organism: Filobasidium floriforme
Lineage: Eukaryota; Fungi; Basidiomycota; Tremellomycetes; Filobasidiales; Filobasidiaceae
Product: mitochondrion protein
Exons: 12
Coding region: 160-1782 (540 amino acids)
Biological process (GO): protein insertion into mitochondrial outer membrane
Cellular component (GO): SAM complex; outer membrane
Source: RefSeq, a predicted model, not a curated record